CCCAUCUUGGACACUGUUGACCCUAGUACCCUAUCUAGGCCUACCAAGAACAAAAGAUAUGGACUUCUCAAGUUUUGUUCUUGGCUGAUGAUCAAGUCUUGGGGCUUGUCAAUCCCGAACGUUUUAUGUCCGGUCAGCUGAUAUAUCUACCAACGAGACCAGAUCAAGAAUUCUGCAAAAACGAACAGGAGUGCAUGAUGCUAUCCUAAUAAUUACCAGCCGAAGAUUGAAGUCUACCAUCAUCAGGACUCCCCUUCAAAAUCCAAACCUGCAACAACAAGAUUCUGGCUUUAGGGAAUGAUGCUCACCACUCUCUUGUGCUUGCUGGCCUCGGUACUUCGAUCAUCGUGCUUGGAACUCCUCACAACAGAGACUCGCUGGUCCCAAAGAUGGGUUGGCCACAACACUGAAACGUCGAUACCAUCAGAUCCUUUCGGCUCCGUGGUUGGGCCACUCAUGACCCAUGACUUCCCUGACCCUGGUGUAAUUUACGUGGACGGGGUCAUGUACGGCUUCGCAACCACCAAUAAGGAACCGGACCCGCGAGCCUUGAUUCGGGUGCAGAUGGCUAAAUCGACUGACAACGAGACCUGGACGUUCCUAGACCACGUCGACGCCUUGCCACGGAUUGGGUCCUGGCAAACCGGCAAACAUGUAUGGGCUCCUGAUGUAAUCCGCCUCCCCAACAAGACCUUUGUACUGUAUUACACAGACGAACUCCGCUCCAGUCUAGGGCACCACUGCAUCGGGGCAGCCACCUCAGAAUCAGUGCUAGGCCCGUACAAGCCUCUAGAUGAGCCCAUCGCGUGUCCCGACCCCAGGACGACGGGCGGGGCCAUCGAUCCAGACGGGUUUCUCGACCCCAGUACCAACAAACGAUAUAUUGUGUACAAGAUCGACGGCAACUCGCUCGGACGUGGGGGAGCAUGCAACAAUAUGCCUCCAACGCGGCAGACGCCGAUCAUGUUGCAAGAAGUAUCGGCCGAGGAUGGAGUGACACUGAUUGAUGCGCCGACCCUAAUUCUCGAUAGGGACGAGCUAGAUGGCCCACUGAUCGAAGCACCCGUUCUGGCCGUCUCUAUUCAAGACAAGCAGCGGGUGUAUUUCCUCCUGUACUCGGCUAACUGCUUCACCACGCCAUUGUACAACGUCGCAUAUGCAACGGCGACCGACAUACGUGGGCCGUACGUCAAGAUGGGUCGACCCAUGCUGGUAACAGGCGAUGCGGGCCUCAUCGGGCCCGGCGGGCUGGAUUUGCUGGCGGAUUCCCACAUGAUUGUCUUUCAUGGCCAUCUUCCCAGCAGCAGGGGCAACAGCGAAAGCGGCGUCGCCGGUGCUGUCGCUGGUCAUGGCCACAGUGACAGUGAUGACCACGAUCAGCAAAUGCUCCACGUAAUGCCUCGACAGCACACGGCCCGAGUUCCUGGUGGGAUGCCCGUGCGAGCCAUGUGGCGUGCAAAUCUCAGCUUUCGAGGGAGGGAGAUCAGCCUUGCUGCCUGAUUGACCAGAGUUAACGCUUCACAUACGCUCCACAAAGACCCAUGAGUUUCGGCCAUGUGAUCUAUGUGCAUUGGAUUAAUGAUUUACGAUCGACGUGUAUCUCGGGCCUUGGGCCGUGGUGGUGCCCCUGGUAGGCGAGUAGAUACAUGCAUGACUAAUGGUUACAUAUCUUGAGAAUAUAAUGCUACAGAUCUGCC
Molecule: messenger RNA, 1697 nt
Organism: Exophiala mesophila
Lineage: Eukaryota; Fungi; Ascomycota; Eurotiomycetes; Chaetothyriales; Herpotrichiellaceae
Exons: 1
Coding region: 298-1500 (400 amino acids)
Biological process (GO): carbohydrate metabolic process
Molecular function (GO): hydrolase activity, hydrolyzing O-glycosyl compounds
Source: RefSeq, a predicted model, not a curated record